UGAUCAUUCUUAAGGAAAAAGAUGGCAACUUUAAGUGUUCCUCCUGUGCUUUCAUCCCCUAGAGAUGAUGCUAUGCAGCUCUUCCGAGCCUUUAAAGGACUGGGAACUGAUACAUCCGCAGUAAUCAAUAUUCUGGCUCAUCGAGAUGCAGCACAACGUUCCCUCAUCCAACACGAGUACAGAACAUUGUACUCUGAGGAUCUUUUUAAGCGCUUGUCUUCAGAGCUUACAGGCAGUUUAGAGACAGCAGUUUUGUUUUGGAUGCACGAUCUACCUGGACGUGAUGCUAUAAUUGUCAGGCAGGCACUGAUGAUAAACACAAUGAAUCUGGAAGCUGCAACUGAAGUGAUCUGCUCUCGCACGCCAUCCCAGAUACAAGUUUUUAAACAACAUUACCAUGCCAAGUUUGGAAUUCACCUUGAGCGUGACAUUGAAUCAUGUGCAUCUGGAGAUCAUAAAAAGCUCCUGCUAGCAUAUGCAAGUAUGCCUCGGUAUGAAGGUCGGGAAGUUGAUAGAGAGAUGGUUGUGAAGGAUGCAAAGGCUCUUUAUAAAGCAGGUGAGAAAAAAUGGGGAACUGAUGAGAAGACUUUCAUCCACAUAUUCAGUGAACGAAGUGCAGCACAUUUGGCUGCAGUUGAUUCUGCCUACCAUGACAUGUAUGGAAACUCUUUGAAAAAGGUUAUAAAGAAGGAAACAUCAGGACAUUUUGAGCAUGCUUUGAAGACAAUUUUACUAUGCUCAGAGAAUCCAGCAAAUUACUUUGCCAAGGUGCUGCACAAGGCGAUGAAGGGCAUGGGAACUAAUGACACUGCACUUAUAAGGGUAAUCGUUACAAGGACUGAGAUUGACAUGCAUUAUAUAAAAGCUGAAUAUCUGAAGAAGUACAAGAAGACAUUGAAUGACGCAGUUCACUCAGAAACUUCAGGCCAUUAUCGGGCUUUCCUUCUUGCUCUUUUGGGGCCCAACCAUUAACUGAAAAUGACUGGUGCGUGUACGAAGGCAAAAUCAUGUAAAUGUAUUUUCUAUGGACAUGAUUGGUUGGUGUCCAAAGGAUUGAGAUUUUUCAUGCAACUCUAGGCACUUUGCUGACUUCUUAUAAUUGAGUAAAUAUGAAGUUGAAACACUGAUUUGUGAAGAAGUAUUCUUGGAUAUACAUGUUUGAAUGGAUUUGUUAGUGUAUCUAA
Messenger RNA from Populus euphratica (Euphrates poplar), 1184 nucleotides. RefSeq names its product annexin D5-like. The record is from RefSeq and is a predicted model, not a curated record. The coding region runs from base 22 to 972 and encodes 316 amino acids. Gene Ontology annotation, molecular function: phosphatidylserine binding; calcium ion binding; calcium-dependent phospholipid binding. Gene Ontology annotation, biological process: response to water deprivation; response to heat; response to salt stress. Lineage: Eukaryota; Viridiplantae; Streptophyta; Magnoliopsida; Malpighiales; Salicaceae. The transcript is spliced from 6 exons. Gene Ontology annotation, cellular component: cytoplasm; plasma membrane.